Messenger RNA from Vitis vinifera (wine grape), 1138 nucleotides. RefSeq names its product chaperone protein dnaJ C76, chloroplastic. The record is from RefSeq and is a predicted model, not a curated record. The transcript is spliced from 7 exons. Bases 59 to 1012 code for a protein of 317 amino acids. NCBI's taxonomy places the organism in Eukaryota, Viridiplantae, Streptophyta, Magnoliopsida, Vitales, Vitaceae.
GUUCUGUUUCAAACAAUAACACGCACACCACUCUGAGCAUCAGAAAGCUAGAAACAGUAUGUGGGUCUCUGCAGUCUCACCUCACCAUUUCUCAUUGACAAACUCUUCCCAAUUCAACAACCCAAACCACUCUGAGCAUCAGAAAGCUAGAAACAGUAUGUGGGUCUCUGCAGUCUCACUUCACCAUUUCUCAUUGACAAACUCUUCCCAAUUCGACAACCCAAACAACCUCAUCACAAGAUGGAAGCCCGAGUUCACUUCAGUAAGGUGCAGUACCAGCACUGCAGGUCGAAGAAGCGCGAGAACAAGGAAGAGUUACCAUGAGUUGCUUGGAGAUUCUGUUGACUCAAAUACUCAGCAGAUCAAAGAAGCUUACAGGAAGCUUCAAAAGAAAUAUCACCCAGAUGUUGCAGGCGAAAAGGGACAUGAGUACAGUUUGAUGCUGAAUGAGGCGUAUGGGGUUCUGGCAUGGGAAGAUCUCAGAAGAGAGUAUGAUGCUUCAAUCGGCCAAAUGAGAGUGGGGUUUUGGGGAAGCUUUUCUGGCUUGGGUUACCGUUCAUGGAAAGGCCCCUUAAGACCCCAAGCAUCUAUAGGUAGCAGAGAAUGCGUCCACCAUGCAGGUAACACUUUUGUGAUGGUAGAUGCUCUUGGGUGUGCAAGAGUCAAAGUUCGGUAUGGAGAUGAUGACAAGAAAAUUGAGGUUUGGGUUGAUUCAUGCCUAGUAAACUGGAUUCACUGGGUGGAUAGGGAAGAGUUAGCAAUACUAAAGUUCCUGAUUCAGCCUCAACCUCAGGAAGGCUAUGGUGUUUUUGGAGGAGGAUGGGAAAGACCUGCAAUUGUUUUCAUGGCAGCCAAGCCCUCCAAAAAGCGGCCCAAUCAGCAGGAUGACUACAAUCGAAUGAAUGCAUCCAGAGAAGAAAAGACUUCCAAUUCAUUUGUGGAAAAAGUGAAGGAAAUUGUCAGUAGUCGUGUUGCUUUUCUGGUGGGACUCGUCUCAGAAAAAGGAAAAUGAAGAGUAAAUAUACAAGAUAUGUAAAGAGGAGAGCAUGUAGAAGCUGGGUUUAGAGUUAAAAUCAACUCACAAUUGUGUAAAUAUUAUCCGUUCUGAUCUAUAAUAUCUUUAUGGUUUUAAAAAUUA